CACAGGCAAAGGAUACAUUUGGAUUUUUAUCCUUACAUCGGAGACAACCUUCCCUUUCUUAAGAGCCUGUUUAGUACCAGGACAACUUUACGCAGGAGAGAAAAAGAAUAUUCCAAAAUCUGCUCAUCUGACCUCACAGCCGGGAUGUUCAGAUGAAUCCAGUCGCUCCAGAAGGUAAAUGAGCGGUCUCUAAAGAUGUGACUGUCGGACUCAGCAGCAAAGCCUCCCCUCUGUGUCCAGUGCUGUGGCGCCCUCUGCUGUGUGACCGAGGAAGGUCAUCGAAGGGCAGGCAGUAUGGGGAACAUCUUCGAGGAAGGGAUGAACACAGUCAUCGUCAGACACUACAACCAGUCCGGGAAGUGGGACCGGCCUCGCAGCGGCGGGGCCUGUAAGAUGGCCGUGCUGCUCUUCAUCUGCGUGCUGAUCGUUCUGGAGAACGUCACUGUUCUGCUCGCUCUCUGGAGGAACAAACGCUUCCACAGCCGCAUGUAUUUCCUCAUUGGGAACCUGGCACUGUCAGACCUGCUGGCCGGUGUAGCUUAUGUGGUCAACAUCUUCACCUCAGGAAGCUACACCUUUUUCCUGACGCCGGUGCAGUGGCUGGCCAGAGAGGGGAGCAUGUUUGUGGCCCUCAGCGCGUCCACCUUCAGCCUUCUGGCCAUAGGAAUUGAGAGGCACAUGACGAUGGUACGCCUGCGUCCUUGUGAGACGUCAGGGCGAGGCAGACUUCUGGCGUUAUUGGCCGCUUGCUGGUUUGUGUCAGUGCUGAUCAGCGCCCUUCCCAGCCUGGGCUGGAACUGCCUCGACAAUCUGGCAUCUUGCUCUACGGUGCUGCCACUCUAUGCUAAAAGUUACAUCGCCUUCUGCAUCAGCGUGUUCAGUGCACUACUGGUGGCCAUCAUCAUCCUCUACAUCAGAAUCUACCGCCUGGUGACCUCCAGCGGCCGCAGGGUGAGCAGUCGACCUUCAGAGCGCUCCCUGGCUCUGCUGCGAACUGUGGUUAUUGUUCUCGGAGUGUUUGUCAUGUGCUGGGCCCCUUUGUUCCUCCUCCUCCUGCUGGAUGUUGGUUGUAGUCCAGAUAAGUGCCCUGUUCUCUACCAGGUGGACUGGUUCAUUGCCCUAGCUGUGCUCAAUUCAGCCCUGAAUCCUCUGAUAUACACGCUCUCCAGCAGGGAGAUGAGAGCCGCGUUUUUCCGGCUGCUGUGCUGCUGUCAGACCAGCCUGGAGACGGCUGGGACCCCCGUGGUGGGCAACCCGCACCUGGGAACAAUCAUCCCCACGGCAGAGAACAGCAAGACCAGUUAUGGCGGAGGAGGAGGCGGCGGAGGCAGCGGGGGUGGAAAGUCUACACUGAGCAAAGGGAAAGUUCCCACACCUGUGAACUCUGACAGCAAGCACGGAGAUCCCUCCGCCCUCACGGUGCCGCAUCCCGCCGGGCCUACAGACCUCCUCUCAGCCGUGCUCGUCAAGGCGGGGGCGCUGCCGCCACUCGGCAAGUUCUGAGCGCACCCGAAUGAGGAGAUGGUCCAACUACCAGUGACUUUUUCUUUGUGCACUAUGCUUUGUUGUAGCAUGGACGAGUAUGAAGACAUUAGCUCUGACAUUCAGCUGAGACCAGAUAAGUCCAGAUUGUGUUUUGCCACUACUUCCAGCAACUCAUAUUUUUUCACAAAAGAUUAAUAAAUGUUAAGCACAAUGGAUCACACAGGCAUUAUUUAACACUUGUAAGUACAGCAAACCCUUUUGAAGAUAUCAACAUGAAUUAGCUUAAACAAUGUCUGUGAAGAAUUUAUUGAUGCUUCAAGAGUAUCAUUAACAUUGUCAGUGUUGUCGCUCUGUAGGUUUAUUUUAAUACAUGAAUUUUCAUGAUUUUUCAUCAGAAACAAUCAGAUUUUGGCACUUUUUUAUUGCAUGUAUGCCGGGGUUCUUAUAACUCCUGCAUUUUUCAUCACAACUCCUUUUGGUAGAUUAUUAUUUUCUGUGAAAACAUUUGCCAUCAUAAUACUGUUUAUAUAUAUUAUU
Salarias fasciatus (jewelled blenny) is the source of this 2022-nucleotide messenger RNA. It is a transcript of the gene s1pr3a, whose product is annotated as sphingosine-1-phosphate receptor 3a. The record is from RefSeq and is a predicted model, not a curated record. Gene Ontology annotation, biological process: G protein-coupled receptor signaling pathway. Lineage: Eukaryota; Metazoa; Chordata; Actinopteri; Blenniiformes; Blenniidae. Gene Ontology annotation, cellular component: membrane. The transcript is spliced from 2 exons. Gene Ontology annotation, molecular function: sphingosine-1-phosphate receptor activity. Bases 295 to 1503 code for a protein of 402 amino acids.